ACCUUUGAAAAGUCAAAAAACCUGAGACAUACAAACCACCCAGUGUAACUUAUGUUGUAGAAGAGGAAGUGGAUAUUUUGGAUCGAGUUGUGGUGAGUCAAACGGAUCCCUCUUUGUCAAGCGUCGAACACCUUCUGGGGGUAGGGAUAGAACAGAAAGAGACUUAUUUUUUUAUUGUCACAAGAGAUUCAGAGGGAAGACAGUGCUACAACAUGGAUGAUCACAUAUACUGUGACAUUCGCACUUCAACAGGGGAUAGUCUGGAAACAGAUCUAGAAAUUGUAGACGACGAAAAUGGUAGCUACACAGUAUACUAUACACCAGAUCGUAUCGGAACAUAUGAAGUGGAGAUUGAAGUGAAUGGACAACCGCUGGAUAAUAGUCUCUGGAGUGAUGACCAGCUGGAUCGUAGUCCUUGGAGUAUUCUAGUCACAUGUCAGUAUCAGUAUCAGUUUGAUUUUAAAUUUGGUUCAAGAGGUAAGGGACCAGGACAGUUUAAUGAUCCAUAUGAUAUUGCCAUCAGUGGGGCAACAGGAACUAUUGCUGUUUCUGACUACAAAAAUAAGAGAAUUCAGCUGUUUGACUCUGAUGGCCACUACUUGAGACAGAUAAGACUGAGGGCUAGCUGUACAUCAUUAGACUUUACCAAGUCCGGUCACAUAAUUGCUGUCACUCCUGGUGAUGUUCACAAGAUUUCUUUGUUUUCUGAGAAGGGUCAGUUUGUCAAGUACAUCGACAGUGAGCAUUUGAAGUUUCCUUUUCAUGUAUCCAUUAAUGACGAUGAUGAUAUUACGGUAUGUGAUCAAGAGAGUAAUGAAGUUGUAGUAAUCUCUCCUGACGGAACAGAGUUAAUAACACGCAUUGCUGCUUCAGAGCAUGACCAGUCAAUAAUGUGCGCCAUUUAUCACGAACAAACAGCCUGUUUCUUUGUCUCUGAUUCCAAAGCUGACCUUGUCAAUGUUUUUGAUGAGGAUGGAAACUUUCUGAAUGAAAUUGGUGGUGGAAGGUUACUUCACCCUGUUGGACUUGCUAUUGAUAAAUUUAACAAUUUGAUCGUCUGUGAUACUGGGAACCAGAGGCUUAAAGUAUUUACUAUUAGAGGCGACUUUCUCUCACAGACUGAACAAUAUUUCCAUACACCGCACUUUGUUGCUGUGUCUGACGAAGGGGACGUUCUUGCCACAGAUUAUGAGAAAAACUGUGUUUUUCUAUUUCAGACGGUAGACCUAUAAUAGCGAAAAAAAUGUUAAAGAUGAGUCUUACAGCUCGAGUUUAGGGUACAAUCAUGAGUUUAACAAAGUAAAUAAAGAGAAAGCACAGAA
Stylophora pistillata is the source of this 1322-nucleotide messenger RNA. RefSeq names its product tripartite motif-containing protein 3-like. Lineage: Eukaryota; Metazoa; Cnidaria; Anthozoa; Scleractinia; Pocilloporidae. The record is from RefSeq and is a predicted model, not a curated record.